Messenger RNA from Gastrolobium bilobum, 1068 nucleotides. RefSeq names its product putative anthocyanidin reductase. The transcript has 6 exons. The record is from RefSeq and is a predicted model, not a curated record. NCBI's taxonomy places the organism in Eukaryota, Viridiplantae, Streptophyta, Magnoliopsida, Fabales, Fabaceae. Gene Ontology annotation, molecular function: oxidoreductase activity, acting on the CH-OH group of donors, NAD or NADP as acceptor. The coding region runs from base 1 to 1068 and encodes 355 amino acids.
AUGGAGGAAGCACUUAAGAGGGAGAAGAGCAAAGGACAAGUUGCUCUUCCUGCAACAUACUGUGUUACCGGAGCCACAGGGUAUAUUGGUUCAUGGCUGGUGGAGAGUCUUCUUCAAAGAGGUUACACUGUUCAUGCCACUGUCAGAGAUCCUGAAAAGUCAUUACACUUCCUGUCAUUGUGGACUGGGGUUGACCGAUUGAGAAUUUUCAAAGCGGAUUUGAAUGAAGAAGGAAGCUUUGAUGAGGCUGUAAAAGGCUGUGAUGGCGUUUUUCAUGUUGCAGCAUCAAUGGAAUUCAGUGUUGUUGCGAAAGAAAACAUUGAGUCCUAUGUUCAAACAAAUGUAAUUGAUCCUGCAAUCAAAGGAACCUUAAACCUUCUCAAGUCAUGCUUGAAAUCAAAUUCUGUGAAAAGGGUUGUUUUCACAUCUUCGAUAAGUACCAUUACUGCCAAAGACAUCAAUGGAAAGUGGAAACCUUUUGUUGAUGAAUCUUGUCAAAUCCAAGCUGAACAUGUAUGGAACACACAAGCAAGUGGAUGGGUUUAUGCACUCUCAAAGCUUCUAACAGAAGCAGCAGCAUUCAAAUUUGCAAAAGAAAAUGGCAUUAAUCUUGUGUCAGUCAUAACAACCACUGUUGCAGGCCCAUUCUUCACUACUAAUGUUCCAUCAAGUGUUAAAGUCCUACUAUCACCAAUAACAGGUGAAACUGAGUUCUUCAAGAUAUUAUCUGCUGUAAAUGCAAGAAUGGGAUCAAUUGCUUUAGUUCACAUUGAAGAUAUAUGUAAUGCCCAUGUAUUCCUAAUGGAGCAUGCUGAAGCAGAAGGUCAAUACAUAUGCAGCAGCAGCAGUUGUCCUUUGUCUAUGUUGAUUAAUCUUCUUGCCAAAGAGUACUCUUACUCAAAUAAGAAAAGGAUUGCUGAGAAAAAUUAUGAUAAAGUUCCUUCUGAGAUUUCCUCAAAGAAAUUAAAAGAUUUGGGUUUUAGUUACAAGCAUGGACUUGAAGAUAUAAUCCGUCAGACAAUUAUUUGUUGCCUAGAUUAUGGUUAUUUACCUUCUAUUAGCCAAUAG